CCCUGAAAGGAUGACCAGAAUAAGUGGUGUUCACAAGGAUUCUUGACCAUGGGGGUGGGCGCAGGGAGUUCUUGGACAUAUUCCUUGGCUGUCUAGGAGUAUGUUCCCAGGCGUGGAACUCUGGGAUCCUACGGUAGAUUGUUGGUUGGGAGCAUAGGAGCUAACAAAUGCCGGUGAGGACACGGAGAACAGGGAACCCUUGGACACCAUCCGUGGGAAUGCACACUGGGACAAGUCACUGUGCAACACAGUAUGGAGGGUCCCACAGUCUAGAGAUGGACCAACGCACCAAACAGUGCCGUGCGAAAGAAAAGAGCAAGCGUUCCGUGAGACAAACGAAGAAUACUCUGAAAGAAGGCUGCAGAGUCAUUGGAGAGAAAGGCCCGAAAGGCCUCACUGAGGGGGACAGUGCUGAGGACAGAAUGAAAACAAGGGAGCUAGUCCCGCACAAGUCUGGCUGCCCUGUGUCAUGAAGAGGGAAGGCACCUCUGCCUUAGAGCCUCACUACCAGAAGCCGGGUUGGCCAGAGGACAUGAAAGAGGCAUCCAGUGUGGCUGGAGAGCAACUGGGAGCAGAGCAGAGGGUAGUGAGGAAGGCAGGGACAGGGCCUCAGGCCUGGGAGACAGGUAGCGAUCUCUUGUCCCUCUGCAACGGCAUUGCCCCAAUACCCUGCAUCUUCAAAUGCAUGGACUGAAUGCCCCACAGUUGUUGCAGAAGAGGAAUGGAGGCACAAUUUCGCAUGCUUCCUCCACAUCACCAUACUUGUGAGCCCGUGGUUGUGACUGAGGCUGGACUAGCAGAGGAUUUUCCCCACCUUAGCACCCAUCAUUCGGGGAGCCAUUCAACUCAGAAUCUGAGUUUCUGGGCGCAUGUUGGCCUUGCCACUGCCUCCGUUCCUGGCACUGUGAGCCUCGAUGGAUGGCAGCCCCAACCAUCUGGGCAUGCUUUUCGCUUCACAGUCCGAGAAGAAAAGGGGAACAAGGGAGAAGUGGACCAUGAGCAAAGAAACUAGGAAGUGCGAAACUCCUUGCCUGACAUCUAGAGAAACACGAGGCAUGCUAUUUCAUCCCGUUGAGGGCGCUGGGCCCACGGGAGCCCAGAGCCAGAGACAUUACUGCAGUUGCAGACAGCGCUUCAGCCCUCUUUUCCGAAGCUUCUGGUCAUGGGGCCGGAGACACCAACAGAGCUGCACCCCAGAGACUGUGAAUGAGCUGGCUGGGGACUUCAACGACUCCAACUCGCUGGACAAGGGUCAGGUGUCCCAGGAUCAGUGCUGCUCUGAGGCAUCAUCCCUGUCCCCGGACGAGGCCUGCACGAUGCUGGCGCUCAGAGAAGGCGCAGUGCAGAGAUGGGGACACUCCCUGCUGCUAUCCUUCCCGGAUAGAAGCCUCUCAAACGUCACCACCAUGUGCUCCAUCUAUCAGAUGUUCACGUCAGCCCAGCAGGUCCUGGAUCAGCAGUUCCCUAGCACUCUGUGUCCCAUCUUGGGAACCUGGCCUGAGCAGACAUGGCAGGAUAUCGGGCAGUCCCUGCACACUGCCCAUGUGGAGGUCAAGGGGGCCUAUGUGCACGUCACGUGGCAUGACCGGGACCUGAACACCCAUGCCCCCGUUCCGCUGAGGCAGCGGGAACUUCUGCAGCUCACAGAGGCUGAGGCGGAGGCAGCUGAGCCGGCCAAAGAGCCUCCCAUGGAGCGAGAGGCAACCCUGGCUCUGCAUCAGCCAUCACCUUCAGGGUCCGAGCCAGCCUCCCCUCCACCGGCUGCUCCAGAACUGGAACAGGGGCUCCUACGUUACGGAUGGUCGCCGGGUCCUGAGGCACAGACGGCUGGGCCAUCGGCUUGCCUGGGAGUUUGCACGCCAGCUGUCUCAGGUGCCACUGAGCCCACUCCAGCCGCAGAGGCAUCCUGCCAACCCAAGAAGCGGCUCAAAGAGAAGGAGCCUGACCUCCUGGACUUCCCUCCCAAGCUGGUGGCAGAGCAGCUCACCUACAUGGAUGCGGUGAGCAGCUGGGCCCCCAGGGUAGGAGGGCAGGGCCGGCUUGUCUUCUGCUCUCCGCUGCCCUAUACCGGCUUUUCCCUGAUGUGGACUCCUAGGAUAUAGGGCCAGAUCUCAGCUGCAGCCCUAACCGACCGGGGAAACCCAUCAGGGUUUUUAGACCUGAGCUUUCACUGUCCAGCUGCGGACUGUGGACACAGACACUGAGAAGGACUGAGGCAGAGGUACCACGCAGAUGCAAUGAGUCAGAAGCGAGAGCCCGUACAUGGGAAGGCUCUGGUCCCCCGCGGGGAGGAGGGCAGCUCCCUGUGUGCAAUCCCGUCCAUGGGCCGCCCACCCAUCUGCCUGGGAGCCUGAGCACCAUCAACCUGGCUUAGGCAUCUGAUGCGUCCUGAAGGACAGCCUAGACACGGAAAGCCAUGCUUUCAGCCACCAGGUGACAAUGGGCACCUGAAAGGAGACAGGGACCGCAGGGAUGAGCAUUUGGAGGAGGAGAUGCCCCCUUGGGAGCACCACCUGGAGCGGCCCCCUGGACAUGGAAUGAUCAGGGUGCACACGCCUUCCUCCCUUCCCUUGCCUCUCUUGGCUCCUGGGGCAUCCCGCACUGGCUUCCCUCGGAGAAGAAGAGGGGCAUGAAAUCCAGGCUCUCUAAGCAGGCUCCGGCCACAUUCGCAGCCUCCUGAGCUCCAGCUCUGACCUGGGACCCCUCCCGAGGACAUGAGUCUUGCAUGGGCGAACAUGUGUGGGGCUCAACACACCUCCCCCUGUCCCCUAGGAG
Messenger RNA from Mustela erminea (ermine), 2775 nucleotides. RefSeq lists its product as uncharacterized. The record is from RefSeq and is a predicted model, not a curated record. The transcript is spliced from 6 exons. The coding region runs from base 915 to 2102 and encodes 395 amino acids. NCBI's taxonomy places the organism in Eukaryota, Metazoa, Chordata, Mammalia, Carnivora, Mustelidae.